Messenger RNA from Argentina anserina (silverweed cinquefoil), 1635 nucleotides. Its product is annotated as pentatricopeptide repeat-containing protein At5g43790-like. The transcript has a single exon. The coding region runs from base 1 to 1635 and encodes 544 amino acids. Gene Ontology annotation, molecular function: protein binding. NCBI's taxonomy places the organism in Eukaryota, Viridiplantae, Streptophyta, Magnoliopsida, Rosales, Rosaceae. The record is from RefSeq and is a predicted model, not a curated record.
AUGUCAUACAUUAGCAGCAGUACAAGAUGUCUCCAACUGUUAGAGAAGUGCAAGAACCUAAAGCACCUCCACCAAGCUCAUGCCCAAGUCUUCACUUGUGGCCUUGCCCACAACACCUUUGCCUUAAGCAGACUCCUAGCCUUCUGCUCAGACCCACAUCAUGGCAGUGGCAGCCUCUCUUAUGCCCUUAAACUGUUCCACCACAUUCCCCAACCCACCCUUUGCAUCUACAACACCAUCUUAAAAUCCCUCUUGCUCAGAAAUGAGCUCACCCACACCCUAAAAGUUUACACCCACAUGUUGCAGAGUGGUACUCACCCUGACAACUAUACCCUCCCUUAUGUCCUAAAGGCCUCUGUUAAACUCCAAAGCUGUUCUCUUGGGGAGCUGCUUCAUGGGUGCAGCUUCAAAUUGGGUUUUGAGUCUGAUAUCUAUGUGGGUAACUCCCUGAUGGUUAUGUACUGUGCGUUUGAUAAUGUGAAAGGCGCGCGUUACGUGUUCGACGAAAUGUCUAGCCUGAGUGCUGUGUCGUGGACGGUGAUGAUUUCUGGGUAUGCAAAAGUGGGUGAUGUGGACACGGCUAGAAUGUUCUUUGAUGAGGCUCCUGUGAGAGAUAGAGGAAUAUGGGGUGCCAUGCUUUCUGGGUAUGUGCAGAACAAUUGCUUCAAGGAAUGUUUGUACUUGUUCCGGUCAAUGCAGGCCAGUGAUUUAGAGCCUGACGAGGCUGUUUUUGUUAGUGUGCUAUGUGCUUGUGCUCAUUUGGGAGAUUUAAAUAUUGGGAUUUGGAUUCACUCGUAUCUGAAUCGGCUUGGGCUGCCAUUGAGUGUUAGAGUCGGUACUGGUCUUAUUGACAUGCAUGCCAAAUGUGGGAAGUUGGGUUUAGCUAGAGGAGUAUUUUAUGAGAUGCAGCAGAAGGACACGGUUUGCUAUAAUGCUAUGAUAUCAGGAUUGGCACUGCAUGGGGAUGGAAAAGGUGCACUGGAGCUGUUCAGGGAGAUGGAGGCGGCUAGCGUCAGGCCAGAUGAUAUCUCCUUCAUUGCUGUGUUUACUGCUUGUAGUUAUGCAGGAAUGGCGUGUGAAGGGUUGAGGAUGUUGGACAAAAUGUGUAAUGUAUACAAUAUUAGGCCGAAAAGUGAACAUUAUGGAUGUAUUGUUGACCUUCUAAGUCGCGCUGGUCUCUUUCAAGAAGCAAGGGAACUAAUAGACAGAAUGCCCAGUUCAAGUAAUGUAUCUGAAGAAGCAGUAGCUUGGAGAGCUUUUCUCAGCGCUUGUUGCAACCAUGGACAGGCUGAACUAGCUGAGGUUGCUGCUGAGAAACUGUUUCGGCUAGAGCAUCAUAGUGGAGUGUACGUCUUACUUUCAAACUUAUAUGCAGCUGCUGGGAAGCAUGGAGAUGCCAGAAGAAUUAGGAAUUUGAUGAGAAAUAGAGGAGUAGAUAAGGCACCGGGCUGCAGUUCAGUUGAGAUUGAUAGAGCAGUUUAUGAAUUCAUCGCAGGGGAGAAAACUCACCCUCAAAUGGAAGAAAUUCAGAUAGUUUUGCAGACUAUAAACAAGCAAAUGGAACUUUCGGUCAGCCAUCAUCCCAGCUCUUUUCAACUUUCGGUCAGCCAUCGAUCUCUAAGCGUUGACUUCUGA